CCGUUCCGCUUACCGGUAUGAGCGAGUUCUACACAUGAGGCUGCGAAGCUCCAAUUCAAACGGAGGCGUAUAUUUCACAUCUAAUCGGAUCGUCGUCCACAGCUUUUGACGUUAAAAACCGCUGGCGUCUAAACGACAGGCCGUCAUUUGGGCAGGAGGUCCGUGUUCCACACUCUGCUUUACUUCAGUUGAUUAUCGCGAGCGCCGUGGUUGACGACGCGGUCGGUGCGCGCGCGGUAUUCAUCGUUAGCUGCGCGGCAAGAAAGACCCGUUCUCCUCGGGACCGACGACUGGAACGUGCGGAGGUUCACCUGCUCAUCUGCAGUCCCACUUCCACGAUGGCAGUCUAUAUCAGUCUGAUGUCUCAGCACCAGAGGAACAGCACACCAUCUAGCUUAAUCACAGGAUAGCGAUAAGUACACGCGCCACCUUUAGUUUGCUGCUCAGCGCCAGUAAAACGCAUUAGAAGUUAAAGGAGCCUUGUUUUAAAAACGGUUCUAAAGAAGUCCGUUAUUUAUUUGACCGUUUACCUCUUUAUUUUAUAAGCGGAUUAGAAACCGCCGUACUCAAUUGUUUUUACCGUUAAGAUUGUGAAUCGAUUUCUUUUUAGCCUGUAAUCAUGGUUUCAACUACUGCCACCGCGAUAAUACUGGCCAGCACGGUGGGGCUGGUGACCCACACCGCCCUGACGGAGUACACGUGGUUGCUUGUUGUCGGCUUCGUCAUCGCCUUCAUCUUAGCCUUUUCCGUGGGUGCCAAUGACGUCGCCAACUCCUUUGGCACGGCCGUCGGCUCUGGAGUGGUCACCCUGCGACAGGCGUGCAUUCUGGCCACCGUGUUCGAGACUCUGGGCUCCGUGCUCCUUGGGGCCAAAGUGAGUGAGACCAUCCGCAAUGGUAUCAUCGACGUCGGCAUGUACAAUGGCUCCGAGCACGUGUUGAUGGCUGGAUCUAUCAGUGCCAUGUUUGGUUCUGCUGUGUGGCAGCUGGCCGCCUCUUUCCUUAAGCUCCCCAUCUCUGGAACUCACUGCAUUGUUGGUGCUACUAUUGGCUUCUCGCUCGUGGCCAGAGGCCAGCAGGGAGUGAAGUGGUGGGAACUACUGCGAAUCGUUAUUUCCUGGUUCCUGAGUCCCCUUUUGUCAGGAAUAAUGUCUGGCAUUGUUUUCUACUUUGUGCGCAUGUUCAUCUUACGCAAGAAAGACCCUGUACCGAAUGGCCUGAGGGCGCUGCCGGCGUUCUACGCUUUGACUUUAGGAAUCAACGUGUUCUCCAUCAUCUUCGGUGGCUCAUCGAUGCUUGGAUUCGACAAGAUCCCUUGGUGGGGCACCCUGCUCAUCUCAUUGGGCUUCGCUGUGCUGACGGCCCUCGUGGUCUGGUUCAUUGUCUGCCCUCGCCUCAAGAAAAAGAUUGAAAAAGACAUCAAGGCUUCCAGCCCGUCAGAGAGCCCCCUGAUGGAGAAGAGGGAGCUGAGGGAGGCCCAAUGUCCAAUCCUGAAACAGACGGUCAGUGAGACGUCCACGCCCACCACCCCGGCCGCCAAUCAAAGCCCCUGUGUGCAGCCCGAGGCGGCCCCGGAGGAGCGCAGGGUGGCCUUCGGCAUUGGAGAUGGUGACGAUGUUGAGAAUAACAGGGAGCGCAGGGUGGCGUUUGACAUUGGAGAUUCCGACGAUGCGGACGACAGCGGUACGAAUGGUGCCCCUAAGCAGGUUCAGUCAAACAACCAGCAAGUCCAACUCAGCAAUGGCUCCACCGAGUCUGCCAAUCAGGUCCAGUUCAACAACAGGCCGGCGCAGAUUCCAAGUAACGGCUACAGCCAGUACCACACAGUCCACAAGGACUCCGGCCUCUACAAGGACCUGCUGCACAAGCUCCACCUGGCCAAGGUCGGCGACUGCAUGGGAGAGGGGGGCGACCGGCCUAUCCGACGCAACAACAGCUACACCUCCUACACCAUGGCCAUCAUUGGCAUGCGCGGAGACUUCAAGCACAAAGAAGGGGAGUACCGCGCGUACGAGGAAGCUGACAAGGUCACGGGAUCCGGGGGUCAGGAGAGGAAGCGCGUGCGCAUGGACAGUUACACGAGCUACUGCAACGCCGUGGCAGAGCACACGACUCCCGACGCUCUGGGAGAGCCCGACGUGACCCUGGAAAUGGCGCAGGAGGGCGCAGGAAGCAGCCACAGCUCUCUGGACAACAACGGGCACGAUGCGGACCGGCCGGAAGUGUCCACCCUCUUCCAGUUCCUCCAAAUCCUCACGGCCUGCUUCGGAUCCUUCGCCCAUGGAGGAAAUGAUGUCAGUAACGCCAUUGGCCCGCUGGUAGCUCUGUGGCUGGUGUACACGACCAGCAGUGUGUACUCAAAGGAACCCACACCCAUUUGGCUGCUGCUGUACGGUGGCGUGGGCAUCUGCGCCGGGCUCUGGGUUUGGGGUCGCCGAGUGAUCCAGACUAUGGGCAAGGACCUGACUCCCAUCACUCCCUCAAGUGGUUUCAGCAUCGAACUGGCCUCAGCCUUAACUGUGGUGGUAGCCUCUAACAUUGGCCUGCCCGUCUCCACCACCCACUGCAAGGUGGGCUCUGUGGUCGCAGUGGGAUGGUUGCGCUCAAAGAAAGCGGUAGACUGGCGUCUCUUCAGAAACAUCUUCAUGGCGUGGUUCGUGACGGUGCCCAUCUCCGGUUUGAUUAGCGCCGCCAUCAUGGCCUUCAUGGCCAUCUUCAUCACUGGCAUCCUUUGAGCAGUCUGCUGCACCCCGAGCAGGGGAGGAGAACGAAACCGCUUCAGUGCGCACCAGAAGAGAGUGGAAGGCCAAACUAUCGCUUACCUCAAGUAAACAACGUUGUAUGAAAAAGGAGAGGAAAAAUAAUAGAAAUGUUUGGAAAGGGCCUGUGGUUCUUGGCUGCAUCAUUUUCAACCUAGAAUUUGCUGUUUGUUCCAUUUGGGUCACAUUAUUUCUAGGAGGGAGCUUGCAUUUCCUUGUUCUGACUUGCUUUUUCAUAUGUCAUCAUUCUGUAAUGACUUAUUCGUAAAAGCGUUGAGUGAUUUUUCUUUUUUUUUUGUUUAAUUUUUUUACUUUGCAAUUCUGUAAAUAAGACCAUGUUCUGUUUAUUUUAUUUUCCACAUUAGAAAGAAGUGAACAAUUUAAGCUGCAGUACAGGCCUUUUGCAGAUAUAACUUGAGUCCUAGCACAUUCUGCAAGUAACGUAGAUGCAAAAGCAGUAUUUUAGGUGAAAAACAAGUUUCUGUAUGUGCGUGUUUUUUAUUUUUAUUUUAUUUUUAUUUUUUUCUUCCCUUCCCCCUCUUAAGUAAUUGUUAAUGAAUUCAUGGGUUAAAUCGGGCUUGUAUUCCCCAACUGGUAUAUUGGCUGUUGUCCCGAAUUCAGAACUGUUUCUGAAGGUGGAUUCUAACAUACUUGAAAAUCAUGCGCACACCGGUCUGCAGUGUGUUCUUUUUGAUAUAAUUGUGUAGUUGCAGAAGCUCCAAUUGCGCACACUGGCUGACCCGGUGCAGAAUGACAUCCGAAGGACUAUCGAUAGCAUAAAACACUGACAGGAAAUAACGACACCAAAUCCCUUGAAGUCCUGGAUGACCUACAAUCCAUUUUUUCUUUUAAUCAGAAUGUCCCAACAGAAUUACUUGAAAUGAUUAGUAACUUACUUUACUUUGAGAAAUUAAACCCCAGAAUGUUAACGAAUGGAAACACGUUCUCUCAAGCAAGUCUCCUGUUGAAACUUGAUUGCAUCAUCUGUGAUGGUUGAAUGCUUAAUUAAUUGCCUCCUUCAGCGUUGCGUUUCCCCCCCAGUUCAGUUCAUUUAUUGGAGACUUUCCGGUUUGUUUGUUUUCUGUGAAAUUCGGUUUGUUCGAACGAUCCUCUUUGAGUGACUGGAUACGGUUGUGAAAGAACAGGUUCUCCAUGCGAGUGGUUUGGUGAUUGGCUGAACUGGUCUGUAGUUUGGAGGCCGGACAAACGUUGCAUGUCACCAGGUCGUGGUCCUUUGGCUGCAGUACUAAAUGCAUAUCAGAUCUAUAGCUGCUGUAGUUGCCUUAAUUGUUUUUAAUUUUCCCAUAGGUACCAAAGAACUUUUGUUUUUCUAAUUGCACAUCAAAAAUACUUGUCCACAAUUGUGGAAGGAAAAAAACAAAUAAAAAUGGAAAAAUAA
Molecule: messenger RNA, 4157 nt
Organism: Gasterosteus aculeatus aculeatus (three-spined stickleback)
Lineage: Eukaryota; Metazoa; Chordata; Actinopteri; Perciformes; Gasterosteidae
Gene: slc20a1b
Product: solute carrier family 20 member 1b
Biological process (GO): phosphate ion transmembrane transport
Cellular component (GO): membrane
Molecular function (GO): phosphate transmembrane transporter activity
Source: RefSeq, a predicted model, not a curated record